CAGCAAAUGGAUCGCACCCCAUAUUGUGAUUCGAGGCAUUCAGAAUUAAAUGCGUCGUUCGUCCGAGUAUUUUCAGGUUUUAUCGUUAAAUAAUUAGGAAGUAUGGUCCCUCUCGGCCCAUCGCCGGGCCAUCAAACGUCGGUGAAUAAUUCAUCGAGUGCGACUGCCAGCGGAACGAAAAACGCGAUAUUGAAAUCUAACUAUGCAUUGAAGUAUACUUUAGCGGGUCACACAAAGGCAGUCUCAUCUGUUAAAUUCAGUCCUAAUGGAGAAUGGUUAGCCAGCUCAGCUGCUGAUAAACUUAUCAAAAUCUGGGGCUCCUAUGAUGGAAAGUUUGAGAAAACUAUAGCUGGUCACAAACUUGGUAUUUCUGAUGUGGCAUGGUCUAGCGACAGUAGGUUGCUUGUAUCAGCUUCUGACGAUAAGACCUUAAAAAUAUGGGAAUUAAGUUCCGGGAAAUGUCUAAAAACAUUAAAAGGUCAUGGUAAUUAUGUUUUCUGUUGUAAUUUCAAUCCACAAUCCAAUCUUAUAGUUUCUGGUUCCUUUGAUGAAAGUGUACGUAUUUGGGAUGUAAGAAGUGGAAAGUGCCUUAAAACUUUGCCGGCACAUUCAGAUCCCGUAAGUGCGGUACAUUUCAAUAGGGAUGGCUCUCUAAUUGUUUCAAGUAGCUAUGAUGGAUUAUGUCGAAUUUGGGACACUGCUUCAGGACAGUGUUUGAAAACUCUGAUAGAUGAUGACAAUCCUCCAGUAUCAUUCGUUAAAUUUUCACCGAAUGGCAAAUACAUUUUGGCAGCAACAUUGGAUAAUACAUUAAAGCUAUGGGAUUAUAGUAAAGGAAAAUGCUUGAAAACAUAUAGCGGUCACAAAAACGAGAAAUAUUGCAUCUUUGCAAACUUUUCUGUUACCGGUGGAAAGUGGAUUGUAUCUGGUUCUGAAGAUCAUAUGGUGUACAUUUGGAAUCUACAAACGAAAGAGAUUGUGCAAAAACUGCAGGGACAUACAGAUGUGGUACUUUGCACAACGUGUCAUCCGACGGAUAACAUUAUAGCUUCAGCCGCUCUUGAAAACGACAAAACUAUCAAGUUAUGGAAAAGCGAUACAUAAGAAUUAUUUGCAAAUUCGUCGCUGUUUAACUAAUUGCUGUACAAUCUUUGU
Messenger RNA from Pogonomyrmex barbatus (red harvester ant), 1155 nucleotides. It is a transcript of the gene wds, whose product is annotated as WD repeat-containing protein wds. Gene Ontology annotation, molecular function: histone binding. The record is from RefSeq and is a predicted model, not a curated record. Gene Ontology annotation, cellular component: Set1C/COMPASS complex. Lineage: Eukaryota; Metazoa; Arthropoda; Insecta; Hymenoptera; Formicidae.